CAGCAGGCACGAGCGGGUCCCACCUCGCAGCCCCCCUAAUCCCCCACCCCAAAUGUCGUCGUCCUCCGAGCUCUACAACCUUGUCCCCGCACCCCAAACCCUAAACCCUCCCGCACCUGCCGCCGCCGAUCUCUCCAGCUCCACCGCCGUCGCGGCGGCGGCGGCGGCGGCGCCGGGGGACGGCGCCCUCCGCGGCCGGGUUCGCCGUCCGGUGGGGUCCUCCUCCGUCGACCGGCACGCCAAGGUCGCCGGCCGCGGCCGCCGGGUCCGCAUCCCGGCCAUGGUGGCGGCGCGCGUCUUCCAGCUCACGCGCGAGCUCGGGCACCGCAGCGACGGAGAGACCAUCGAGUGGUUGCUCCGCCAGGCCGAGCCCUCCAUAAUCGCCGCCACCGGCACCGGGGUCACCACCGAGGAGGCGCCCUCGGUCCUUGUCCCCGUCUCCUCCGUCGCGGCCACCGCGUCCAUGACGCCGGUCUCGUACUCGUACUACACCGCGCUCCUCAUGCAACCUCCCACCGCCAAGGAGUCCCCUCCUGCCUCUGCAUACGUCUCUGGCACUGCUGCGGAGGAGAAUAAUAAUAACUAGGCUAGUUUGGUGGAAGAGGAUUAUCAAAUGGCAGUUGGCUAUGCUUAGGGCUCUAAGGUUAGUUAGUUUGUAGCUUAGGGUUUAUUAUGUGUGCUCUGUGGUCAUGGACUACACCUCAAUCGUUAACUUAUCACCUUGGGGAAGGAUUGCGGGUGAUUUAGGUAGCAAAACUGAUUGAGAUGGUAACAACAGAAGAGGGGAAAUGAUAUCUUUCUUAUUGGUUGUUGAGUUCUACUGAGUUGCAAACAAAGUCUAAUCUCUUGUGAAUCGUCUAGUGCUGCUGAUUUCUAUAUCUUGGUGCUUCAGUUAGUAUGUGAAUGUUCUUUU
Messenger RNA from Sorghum bicolor (sorghum), 913 nucleotides. Its product is annotated as transcription factor PCF1. The record is from RefSeq and is a predicted model, not a curated record. Gene Ontology annotation, molecular function: sequence-specific DNA binding; DNA-binding transcription factor activity. Gene Ontology annotation, cellular component: nucleus. The coding region runs from base 53 to 586 and encodes 177 amino acids. The transcript has a single exon. Lineage: Eukaryota; Viridiplantae; Streptophyta; Magnoliopsida; Poales; Poaceae.